AUGGUUUAUCCCAGGAUAACCCAUCCCGUUCCUGUCCCAGUAUCCCGGGAUAAUUUAUCCCGUUCCAGGUCAGUGCGUGUGGCCAUGGAAGCCCUGGACCAGCUGUUGCUGGCGUGCCACUGCCAGAGCAUCAACCUGUUCGUGGAGAGCUUCCUCACCAUGGUGGCCAAACUGCUCGAGUCCGACAAGCCCGACCUGCAGAUCCUGGGCACAAACUCCUUUGUGAAGUUUGCCAACAUCGAGGAGGACACGCCCUCGUACCACCGCAGCUACGACUUCUUCGUGUCGCGCUUCAGCGAGAUGUGCCACUCCGACCACGGCGACCCCGACGUCAGGGACAGGAUCCGGAUGUCGGGGAUCCGGGGCCUGCAGGGCGUGGUGCGCAAGACGGUGAACGACGAGCUGCAGGCCAACAUCUGGGAGCCGCAGCACAUGGACAAGAUCGUGCCCUCGCUGCUCUUCAACCUCCAGCACGCCCACAGCCGCUGCCCGUCCCCGCUGCAGGCGGCGGCGGCGGCCGAUGCGCAUGCGCAGGAGAGCCCCUGGGAGUUGGCCGAGCGGUGCCUGCGGGAGCUGCUGGGGAGGGCCCAGUUCGGAAACAUCAAAAACGCCCUCAGGCCCGUGCUCGUGCACCUGGACAGCCACGCCCUGUGGGAGCCGCAGGUUUUCGCCCGCGGCUGCUUCCGGAUCAUCAUGUUCUCCAUCCAGCCGCAGCAUUCCCACCUGGUGAUCCAGCAGCUGCUGCAGCACCUGGACGCCAACGGGCGCAGCGGCGCCGCCGUCAGGGCCGGGAUCGUGGCCGUGCUCUCCGAGGCCGCCGCCAUCGCCGCCGCCGGCGCCGUCGGUCCCACGGUGCUGGAGGUUUUCAACACCCUCCUGCGGCAGCUGCGCCUCAGCAUCGACCUCGCCCUGGCCGGGAAUUCCCAAAAUUCCCAAAAUUCCCAAAAUUCCGGAGCCGCCGAUUCCCAGAAUUCCCGGCAGCUGCAGGAGAGCAAAUUCCAGGAGGCCGUCAUCAAAACCAUCGGCUCGUUCUCGGCGACGCUGCCGCCGUACCAGCAGUCGGAGGUGAUGCUGUUCAUCAUCAACAAGGUGCCCAUUCCCGACAAUUCCCGGCAUUCCCAGCAUUCCCGGAACAUUCCGGAGCCCGGAGCCGAGCCUGACGGGAAGGAGAACCGGAACCGCCUGACCCAGCUGAUGCUGCUCAAAUCCCUGCUCCAGGUUUCCUCAGGCCUGCAGAGCAGCAGCCUCCUGACGGCGCUGCCGGGGCCCUUCCUGGAUCGGCUGCUGGCGCCGGCGCUGCUGCCGCAGCCGCAGCUGCAAAUCUUCGUCCUGCAGAUCCUCGGCAGCUUCCUCGACCGCCGCCGCCUCCAGCCCCGCCUGCGCCCCGCCAGUUCCAUCACCGACGUUUCGCUGCUGAAGCUGAAGGUGGAGAAAUGUUCCCGCCAGGAUUCCGUCUUCAUGAAAAAGCACGGGGCGGCGCUGCUGUGCCACGCGUUCCGGGUGUGCCGCCUGUGCCCGGGCUCCCCCGAGCACUUCCGGGCCCUGUUCCGCCUCCUGGCGCUGCUCAGCCUCGAGCUCGGCACCGAUGACGUCAUCACCGACCUCCUGCGCCUCGUGCUCGCCCUGCAGGAUGUGGCCCAGGAGGAGCCGCAGCUGCCGGAGCUGUCGCGCUGUGCCCUGCCCGCGCUGGGAGCUGCCCUGCUGGUGCUGCUGGGGCACCUGCUGGGGGUGCCCGCCUUCCUGCAGCACGUCCAGGAG
Messenger RNA from Zonotrichia leucophrys gambelii, 1758 nucleotides. RefSeq names its product protein EFR3 homolog B-like. Gene Ontology annotation, cellular component: plasma membrane. NCBI's taxonomy places the organism in Eukaryota, Metazoa, Chordata, Aves, Passeriformes, Passerellidae. The annotation marks the transcript as partial. The transcript is spliced from 14 exons. Gene Ontology annotation, biological process: protein localization to plasma membrane. The record is from RefSeq and is a predicted model, not a curated record.